UGUUCAUGUCAUGUCUUGCAGGUGAGCAUCUGAGGAUCUGUCCACAAGGCUACACCUGCUGCACCUCGGAGAUGGAGGAAAACUUUGCCAAUAUCAGCAAAUUAGAUUUUGACAACUCACUGCGAGACUCCAGCCUGUCAGUGCAAACCCUGCUUAUCUCACAGAACAAGAACUUUGAUAGAUACUUCCAGGACCUGUUGAAUAAGUCGGAGCAGACUCUCCUGGACACUUUCCCUAAUCGUUAUGGGGAGCUGUACAGCCAGAACGAUGGGAAGAUUUUCAGAGACCUGUAUUCAGAGCUGCGUCAGUAUUACCGCGGCCCUGCAGUUAACUUGGAGGAGGCAUUAACAGAGUUCUGGAGCCAUCUGCUGGAGCGUGUCUUCAAGGCACAGAAUCCACAGGUCACUUUUUCCUACGAGUAUUUGGACUGCUUAGCAAAGCAGUAUGACCAGCUUAAGCCAUUUGGGAGACAUUCCACGGGAAAUGAAGCUAAAAGCCACCAGGGCAUUUAUUGCUGCCCGUUCAUUUGUCCAGGGACUAGCAGCUGCUGCAGACAUCGUCAAGAAAGUCACCCAGGUUCCCAUAAGCAAAGAAUGCACACGCGAAGUCAUGAAACUGAUGUACUGUCCAUUGUGCCGGGGCCAUGCUAAUACAAAGCUGUGUGAUAACUACUGCUGGAAUGUAAUGCUGGGAUGUCUGGCUAAUCAGGCAGAUUUGGACUCUGAAUGGAGAAAUCUGAUUGAGUCUUUAUUGCUAGUUGCGGGCAAGUUUAAUGGAGCUGCUGGAGUGGAGUACAUUGUGGGAACCAUCCAUACAAAGAUUUCUGAUGCUAUAACCUACAUGCAGGAGAACAAGGACUUAGUAACCAACAAGUUGUUUAAAAGUUGUGGAAACCCCAAAAAAGGUGGCAAGACUCCCAAACCAGAGGAGAGAAAAAGAAAAGGAAAGGCUGCUCAAGAAGAUAAAUCUACGGUGCCCAGCAUGGAGAACCUGGUAUUAGAUGUAAAAGCGACACUCAGUGACAUCCAGGAUUACUGGAUAUCAUUACCAAGUUUAUUCUGCAACGAAAAGAAUAUUGCUGGCCAGGGCAAUGAAGACAAGUGCUGGAAUGGAAUGACCCGAGCGAGGUACAUGCCAGAACGGAUGGGCAGUGGCCUUGCCAGCCAAAUAAAUAACCCUGAGAUUGACGUAGAUAUUACCAAGCCUGAUAUGACCAUCCGUCAGCAGAUCAUGCAGCUGAAAAUCAUGACAAACCGUCUCCGCAAUGCCUACAAUGGAAAUGAUGUGGACUUUCAGGACACAAGUGAUGACAUCAGCGGAUCAGGAAGUGGAGAUGGCUGCACUGACAGCGUCUGCAUCAAAACAGCGUCAGGAGAUGCUUCCGUAGUGCACACACAGACACAUAUCACUCACAAUUCCAAAUCAUCAGAAAAGCCAGGGAACAGUGCUUACGUCCACUCAUGGAACCUUCUUAUAGUUGUCGUGGCUUUGCUUGUGGCAUUUUCUGCCCGAUGGUAA
Molecule: messenger RNA, 1518 nt
Organism: Staurois parvus
Lineage: Eukaryota; Metazoa; Chordata; Amphibia; Anura; Ranidae
Source: the annotation of a GenBank genome assembly